Molecule: messenger RNA, 1398 nt
Organism: Gregarina niphandrodes
Lineage: Eukaryota; Apicomplexa; Conoidasida; Eugregarinorida; Gregarinidae
Exons: 1
Source: RefSeq, a predicted model, not a curated record
ACCCGACCGGACCCGACCACGGACACCGACCAGGACCCCGACCAGGACACCGACCGCGACCGUCGGGGCAGGGGAGGGGCGCGGAGCGUGUCGUUCUUGAUGAAGGACGCGCAGGGCGUUCCGUGCGCCGCACGUUUGUGCGCCGCACGUGGUGUGUGUGUGCACAAUUUCAUGCUCGCACUCGUACGCGGGCGGCCCUGGGCGUAUUUUGAGGAGAUCGCGGCACCCGGUAGCCGGGACGUGGGCACGAGCACAGCAUCCACAAACCAUGCAGUACUCACGCGAGGCGCGCUUUGGGAACGUAACGCAGCUCGCGACACCGACUCCCCGGCGGUUCAAUUUCAGGCUCUCCCCGCCGCCAAUCCCGUCCAUGCUCUCGUCUGCCUCCGCGUCCUCUCCUUCCUCUCUGUCCACGACCUCAUCUGCGCCGCGCAUUGGCUCUCCUCGCUGUGCCUCAAGCGCAACUCCAAGGGGCAACCGAAGGGAACGCUGGAUGGAACCUCGGAGACUACACCGGAGCCCGGAAUCGAACAGGGUAGUCGGGGGUCAGAAAAAGUGGCGCGGGCGGGUCCGGCGGUGUCUGAGUGGCGUCGGUGCGUGCCGCACAUCGAGGUCUACUCGUUGCGGCGACCGUUGCACUCGACGCUACCGCUGGACGUGACAUUGCCCCUGCUCUAUAUCCCUCACCGCUGCGACCGCAUCGCGCUCUCCUUCGAGUGGGCGGACCAGGGCUACGGGAACCGCAAAGGCGCGCUGGUCGCCUUCUACCUCAAGCGCCGGGACGCGGCGGCCGGCGCCGGCGAGGCGCCUGGCAGCGUCCGUGCGUCGCACGAGUGUGCGCGGCUGGUGGCGGAGGAGCGCGUUUGCGAGAGACUCGUGCCGGCGCCGCCGGGUCCGGUAGACGGUUGGAGCGCGUUGUUGGAACGUGUGUCGGAGGAGUGUGGGACGACGGAUGACUUUUGGGGACGGCACGCUGUGUUGGAUGUGAGCGUGCCGGCGGAGUUGUUGGGUGCUCGUCGUGUGCGGGAACAGGUGGAGUUGCCACCGGCGAAGGUGCAGGCGGCGGACUGUGUGUUGCUCGGGUUCGUCGUCGGUGGCGGUGGCGGCCAUGGGCUCGUCUUCGACCAAUUCCACGCCGUGACGGUUCGAUUCCAGGUUCUGCCCGCCGGCUCUGGACCCGCGACCAGACGCGUACUCGGCGACGCACGCACACGCGAACGCCUCCUCGCCUUCCUCCCCCGCGCCGCCCAGGAACCUCUGCGCCGCACCCUCUCCGCACACGGCUGCCCCUCGCGCCAUCUCCUCCUUGCGCGCGACGAAAUCCUCCAUGACGUUACCGUGCUCGACCGAGUCGACUCCGACGUUGUUACCGGGGGCCGGACGUCCUUCGACUUGGUU